Bipolaris maydis ATCC 48331 is the source of this 846-nucleotide messenger RNA. RefSeq lists its product as uncharacterized. NCBI's taxonomy places the organism in Eukaryota, Fungi, Ascomycota, Dothideomycetes, Pleosporales, Pleosporaceae. The record is from RefSeq and is a predicted model, not a curated record.
AUGGCGUUCCCCAUAGACUACAUCCACAAGCUACCACGCUACUAUUCCACCGCCUUGUCGAAAGAGGAUAGGCACGCCCUCAGUCACGGGGAGAAGAACCACAACCUCCAGCAAUGGACAGGCUGGGAUCUGGUGCGCUAUCACGAGUCUCGCAGGAGCCUCAUUCCCCAAGUAAUGCCCAAAGUCGAGAAGAUGAAAGCACUUGCAGAUAUAGACCAUGGCAAACAAUACAGCCAGCGCGCGAUGGCGAAGGCGAAAGCGAAAGCGAAAGUGAAAGACAGGGUGCUAGACAAGGUGCGUGGAAUGUUUCGCGUACCGCAUAUCAAGAUGACUACUACAACUGACACUGGCAAGGAAUACCAAGAGUCUACCUACACACAGUCGACUCACGGCCACCGUUCUACUAGCUCCUCACCAGCCGGUCUCCUAGCAUCGCCCUCAAGGAGUCCUUGUAGCACAUCCCUCGCACUAGAUAGUAGUAAUCCCCGCCCAAGCAGCAGCAGCAGCAGCAGCAACAGCGACUACUUCUCGCACCGCCCCACACAUGGAGCUUCAUCAAGCAGCUACCACUACCACCGUCGCAUAUGCCCCCUCGCGCUCUCCCCGGGUCCCCCCUCCGACUCGUCCUCCACCCGCGUGCGCAGCCCCCUAGCCCACCAAGUCUCCUUCCAGCCGAACCCAAACAUAACGUUUGAUACCUUCCUUGCGCCGCACAAGUCGGGCAAGGGCGAGGUGCUGCAUGAGGUGGCCGGUGCGAAGAAGGGUGGAGCAGCGUCAGCAGCAACAGCAAAGAGGCUGGGCAAAAUGCCGUCUAUGCCGCUGUUGAGGAAAGUGGAUGGAGAUUGA